CGCACGGCUCGACCCGGCAGGCAGGACGGACGGUGCAGGCGGCGACGACGGUGUGACUGUGUGCCCCCGUUGGCCGUCUCACCAACCAUAGCGUCACCAGAGAAACAUGCCCUGGUUCAGAUCUUUCAAGUUAGGACAUGUACAAAUUAACAAAAGGCAUCAAGAAGAAAGUUAAAGGCAAGAAAAAGCCUACCGAAGAAGAGCUUGAGCAAGAAGAGCUUCGGCAAUAUCGUCUUGAGAAGCAGCGAGAGCAGGAACUUCGCGAACAGGAGCAGCGAGAGAAAGAAGAACAAGGUCAGGGUGACGAAGGAGCCGAGGAUUCGACAGCAGCGGGAGCUGCAGCGGCUCCUCCAGAGGAGUCGGGGAAGCCACAGCAGAAGCCGGCAGAGUCAGACGAGUGGGCCAAGUUCCGGGCGCUCACAUCCGGCGUCGACUCCGUUCUCAGCAGCACAAAAGAGAGUCUCCAGACUAUCAAGGAAACAAGCUACUUCAUCAAGAAGAAGCCAGCUUCUGAGCAAGAACCUGAGGUAGAAAAGAAGCCAGUUGCUCCAGAGGUCAGCAAGCCGAAGUGGGUCGACGUAGAUGUUGAGGAAGAGUCACCAGAGUCUGAGACAGAGCCUGAACCAGUAGAACAGCCUGUUGAAUCUCAGAAAACACCCUCUCCGGAGAAGAAGCGUGACCUUGAAGAGGUUUUAUCCGAGGUUGAGAAGCUAGAACGUGCUCAGUAUUUCGAAGAGGACGUCUUUAACACCGAGUACGUUGACGCCGUCAAGGAUAUCAACCUCGCUGUUAUCCCUGAUAGUCCAACAGAGGACGGCGACGACCCUUUCGAUACAUCAGCGGUUGACGAGGUCCUACGUGAAAAGCCAGAAGAAAUCAAGAAAAAGAAACUUAAGGCUUUCGCGCUAGGCAAAGCAGUUGAAGUCCUUAGCGGUACCCAGAAAGAUAGUGAGAAGUCCGACGAGCAGGUAGAAGCUCCAGUUGCAGCUGCUCCUAAGAAAUCACGCCGUCGGGAGCGAGGUGUUUACAGACGAAAGGGCUCCUUGGACCUACUUGAAACAUCUGAAGCGGCUCUACCCUCGGAGGACAUCAGAGUUACCAAAAGUGCAACUGUUUCUCCGACAGAGGAGGCGCCGACAAAGAAAACACUUCUUGAUGAGGACAUUGAAGAUGGUGGAGAAUUCGAGCUAAAUCUAGCCGUAACACCUGACUUCCACAAGCCGCAGCCAGUACCCGAAAUCGUAAAGAGCAAAGACAACAGCCCCACUGAAUCCCACAACCAGAUUAUCAGUGAUAUUGUCAGCGAGUUCGAUACCAAGGCUGAGCCUUCUCAGGCUGGGAGUAACGAGCAGAUUCUUACAGCCAAACCACCUGAUGAAAACGAUCUAGAGUUUGAUUCUCUUGCAACCGAAUCACUUCUUCGUGCCAAGGAUCGCGAGGAAAUCAUCGGUGACGACGACCCAUUCGAUACAUCUGCAGUCACACAAGUCCUGGGUGAAGACAAGACUGCUGACACAGUUGACUUUGACGAAGAGGAAGUCAAGUUUGAGGCCGAUUUUGGAGAAGCAAAGCCGAGACCAUCUCGUCCUCCACCGCCUGUGAUUAUCACUUCUCCAGAAAAAGAGACACCAGACUUUUUGACAUCUAACGAACAUCACGACUACGAACCUCUCCCCGAGCCAAUCAAGUUUUCAAACGAACAGGAAAAGAAGCCUGAUAACAAUCAAACCAGCCAGGAAGAAGAAGAGGAAGUUGAUCCCUUUGAUACCACCGCUGCAGACAAGCUUGUCGGAACCGAAAUCAAGCUUCUCGAGCAGGAGCUUUUCGACUCUUCCGACGCACCAGGAUCUGAGCAGACAUCGGUCCCCGUUGCAAACGAAGACGACUUUGACUUUGACCCUCGUGCAGGAGAAGAGAAAUCGGAACCAGAUCCGUUCGAUACAUCAUUUGCCGGAGGGUUUGUCUCGAAACCUGUUGACGCAGCAGAGCUUCUAGCCUCGACGCCAACGCAAGACUCUACGCCCGUUGUUUUACCAACGGAGCAGGUAACAGAUUCAACCUCACAGGCAGAGGUCGAUCCAUUUGACACAUCUAUCGCGGACACUUUCGGCAACGUCGAGCUGCAAGUACUAGAGACCGAACUUCUGACAACACCUGAGCCAGCUGCAGUAACAGAUCUCGCAACAAAACUAGAUCUCUCGGCAACCAGCGCACCGCCACGACCUCCUCCACCUGCUCCUAAGAGUGAUUCUACCUUUCCGGUAGCAUUUGACGUGACACCUGAGCCAAAGCCUGAACCUCUUCCAGAGCUCCUUACCCUAACUCCUGAAGAGGAGCACGCGGCUCCUGUUGAGCUAGUUCCACAGCGCCCGGAGGACCCGCCUGAAGAGAUCGAUCCGUUCGACACAUCCAUCGCCGACAAAUUCGGCACUGUUGAGGUAGGGGUGCUCGAGCAGGAGUUGCUUGGAGCGUCCCCCGCUCCGGCACCAAAACAGCUCACCGAACUUCUUCCCAACUUAGCCGAAGAGAUUACAGUUGCAAAGUCCGGUACGAACAGUGUACAAGAAGAACCAGGCGCAGAAGAGGAAGAAAGAGACGUCUUCGAUACGUCUUACGUUGACCCUGCUAGUAUCGUACAUCCAUCGGAGGUUGACGGCGCUCGUUUCACGAAACCAAGCUCCCUGAGUGUAUCUGAGAGCUCGGCAGCACUGCUAGCCUCCACUCCUGAGGACCCCAAUCCACUGCUCCAGCCCGUCUCUGCUACCGGGAUCCAGUCAGAAACAGAGGAAAUCGACCCAUUCGAUACAUCCGCCGCAGAACAGUUCGGCCACACCGAGCUGCGCGUCCUCGAAAGCGAGCUUCUCGGUGAAGUACGCUGCUCACAACAGCCACCGGCAAGACCCGCACCCCCGCGACCAGCCCCUCCCCGGCCGACUCCGCCCGCUAAGCUGCCCGCCUCCCUGUUGGCACCUUCUGCAGACGAGCUUCUUGCGGUAACUCCAACCUCAGAGCAGGCACCGACGCUACAGCCAAGCGCGGAUCUUCCACCACCGCGACCACUUUCCCCAGUUGCUCUCGAUCCGUUUGACACGUCGAUUGCCGAUAAGUACGGUGCCACCGAGCUCCGCGUCCUCGAGCAAGAGUUCGCCGGAAACGAGGCGGCAUCGCCGGCGCUGAAACGGUCUGUGAGCGACCCUGAUUUUGAUCCGCGCGGAGAGGAGAAGGUAGCCAGGCCGGCUACCCCGAAGGCCGCAGCUGGUGCGGUUGGCUGUCUUUUGGACGCUGAUACCGGAGCUCCAGGCGCAGGGCAAACACUGACGGCAACUGUUGUGUCAGCUCCGGCUGUUGAAGAACCCGAGGAAGUCGAUCCGUUUGAUACAAGCAUCGCCGACAGUCUGGUACCUGGAAAGGGAGAGAUUCUGGCGCUUGAGCGUGAACUGCUGCACUCAUAA
Amphibalanus amphitrite is the source of this 3452-nucleotide messenger RNA. RefSeq names its product protein stoned-A-like. The transcript is spliced from 2 exons. The record is from RefSeq and is a predicted model, not a curated record. The coding region runs from base 138 to 3452 and encodes 1104 amino acids. Lineage: Eukaryota; Metazoa; Arthropoda; Thecostraca; Balanomorpha; Balanidae.